UAGAAUUCAUCAUCUUACAAUAUCCUCUACCAUUCUGCUACUCUUCUUCUUCUUCUUCUUCUUCUUCUUCCAUUGCUGAAUUCCAGCAUGGGGAAGAUUCAACUACCGGCAAUAUUCCACGUCGUAGCCGUACUUGUAUCGGCCAUAGUCAUAACUAUUCCGGCAACCGUCGUGGUGGCUGUCCCGUUAGGCCGCCUUGUCACGCCGGAAUUCUUCAACAACAUUCGCAACAAAGCCGGCUCCAACUGCAAGGGAAAGCAUUUCUACACCCGGAGGGCGUUUCUCAAGGCUGCAAAAUCCUACCCUCGUUUCGGUCACCUCGAUUCCGUCGAGGAAUCCAAGCGCGAGAUUGCGGCCUUCUUCGCCCAUGUCUCCCACGAGACCGGAGACCUAUGCUAUACGGAAGAAAUAGAACGAGGGACGUACUGCGACUCGUCGGCGGUAGCGAACCCGUGCGCUCCGGGGAGACAGUACUACGGCCGGGGCCCACUGCAGCUGUCGUGGAACUACAACUACGGGGAGUGCGGGAAGGCGAAUGGGUUCGACGGGCUGAGGAACCCGGACAUCGUGGCGAGGGAUCCGGUGGUGACGUGGAAGUCGGCGCUGUGGUUCUGGUCGACGAGCGUCCGUCCGACGGAGAGAAAAGGGUUCGGGGAGACGAUCCACAAGAUCAACGGGAUGGAGUGCAACCACGGGAACACGGAUGAAGUGGAGGAUCGCGUUAGAUAUUAUAGAGAGUACUGCAAGCAGUUGGGCGUCAGCCCUGGAAAUAAUAUCAGGUGUUGAGAUUUGAGACCAUUGAUUGAUCCUUCAGUUUUCCCCCCUGGGUUUUGUAAAAAUUACUUGGGACUGGGAGAGUAGUUAAGAUGAAAAUGAUUACGUUUUUUUUUUUGGUGGACAAUCAAAUAGCUAGCUUCAAUUGUUGAUUUUUGUGCAAGUUGGUUAAUUACUUAAUUAAUUCAUACUCAUGUUACUAUGAUAUCAUGCACCUCUUUUUCACUUUACAUGACUCCAACUUGAGCUGCAUUUCUUGUGUAUCACCUAAGAUAUGUACGGUCCUAUUCGUAAUUAAUUGGAAUUUUAUAAUCAAAACGAAGUAAUUAUGGAACAAAAUACGACAUAGAUGUUUACGUGGUUUUUUCGGUCGAUUUAGAUGAGACUAGUGCAUUGACGAAAUUGCUUUGUAUUCUUAUUCAACUUAACUUAGACAUCACCCCUUUAGAUCCUAAUAUAAUUUGGGUUUUCGUCUCGAAUCUUGAUUUAACCGUAUCUUUAUUAUGGUUUGAACCUAAAAUAAAUAAUUUGGGUGUUAAUUACAAUAACAGUCAAACUUGUUCUUUCCUCUCAAAUUUGGGUUUUGCAUAUUUUGGACCUGUAGGUAGGGCUGUUAAUGAGCCGAGCCGAACCGAGCUUUGCCUUGUUCAGAUUUGGUUCAUUUAUAAAUGAACCGAACUCGAGCUCGACUCGUUUAUUAACGAGCUGGGUCAAGGAGAGCAUGAGCCAACUCAUUUUAUUGAAUCUUUGCUCAUCAUUAAGAUCAAAAUUUCAUCUCGAGCUCAACUCUAAGAUAAUUUAUGAAUUAAAUACUGUUAGAACAUAAGCGUGCAAUCGAAAAUCCAUAUCAACACAAACGAACAUGAAUUUAACGUGGUUCACUAACACAAUGUGUGCUAGCUAAUCCAUAGGCAGGGGGGAACAAAUUUUAUUAUUUUAUUGAUUUGAGAAGAGUACAUGUUACAAACCAAAUUCCGGACGGACAAACCAAACAAACUAACCUGACUGACCUUACUACAGACUAAGGUGGUGAAGAGUAUUUAUAAUACUGUUCUCCUAAUCCCAAACAGAAAACCAAACAUCUUUUUCCAAACAUACAAGGAAAAGGUCAAAACAAAGCUCAACCACAAACCCAAACAAAAUAGGCCAAAACACAAAACAAACCCAAAUCAAAUUCAAGUCAUAUUAUAACAAAUACCAUAAUAUGUAUAUGUCAUAUAUGAUACAUGUGAUUAACCGAUCUUCAUUUCAUAUACGAGACAUAUUUGCUCACAUGCUCAACUCAUUAAGCAUUACAUGAGGUGUAAUAUACAAUUAUAUAUAUAACAAAUCAACUCAUAAGAAGAGAUCGAUUUUCUCAUAAAUCGUAAUCAAAAUGAGAUAGAUCAUGAGUCGAACUCGGCAAGGCACCUAAUCGAGCUAGUUCACGAGCCGAACAAGGUUGAGCUCAAACUCGGCUCGUUAAUAAACGAAUCGAGCUUAUAUUAAAUCGAACGAGUUUUUAUCGAGUUCGAAACUGAGUCAUUGGCGAAUAAUUUGACUCAUUAACCACCCUACCCGUAGGUUAGAUAGAUCCGAAAUUUACUUUUGGGCCAACUGACCCGUGUAUGCGAAAUUUGGGUUUUUGCUCUCUACAGAGAAGCUAUUAAGCCUAGCAAGCUAGCUUGGCAAGCAGUGGCUUGUUUGUGGGUAUGUGAAUGGGCCAACGGCCCAACGAGUAGGAAGUGAGCAUCGAAGUUGAACCCGCAAUCUGCGCCACAGCCGGCUGUUAGAUUUGAUUUAAUUAGCAAGUCAACCACGGAACUAAUUAAUGCUUCUUUUAAUUAACCACUUAGAUAAGAACAAAGAAUCGAAUGGUAAAAUACGCAGUAUUCAGGCGCUGACUGCCCCAUGCUCUGACAAGAUGCCCGUUGAUUAAGCCUAAUAAUACGAGGAAUCAGGC
Molecule: messenger RNA, 2716 nt
Organism: Linum trigynum
Lineage: Eukaryota; Viridiplantae; Streptophyta; Magnoliopsida; Malpighiales; Linaceae
Source: the annotation of a GenBank genome assembly